UAAAGAAACUACCUCACUGGGAAUGUCAUCCUUACCAACUUCAGAUGGAUUCAACCAUCCAGCCCAUUCUCCAGGACGGAGCCCCGAGAUUGGUAAUCCUAUGAGUCUCGCUCGCUCUGUCUCUGCUUCCGUCAGCCCUAUCAAGCCCAGUGACCCUGACCGCAUCGGACCUAAAGCUCUAAAGGCUUUGAAGGCUUCCGCUGAAUUCCAGGUAACCUCUGAAAAGAGAGAACAUCUUCCUCCACAGGAUCUUUCCGAUAGUGCUUCUUCAGCAGACAGUGUUCCCGCCGACCGUGCUCCAGCCAUGCCUCUGCAGAAUUCAUCCGAAGAAGCCAUUGUUGCAGAGAGCAUGGAGAAAUCUGCUGAAGGAAGCACCCAGGGCCUCAGAUCUCCUCUCCACACAAGACGGCAAGCUAGUUUAUCUGUCACAACUGCUGGUGUGCAAGAACCACCGGGGUCUCCAGGUGAAAAGGGUUGGCAUCCGGAAAGUCGGAACCCGAGUCCAGGGAACAGCCGUGAGCACAGAGAACUGGGACACGAGCGGCAUCAGGCUGUACAGCAGGAUGCUCUGCAUGACCGAGAACAGGAACACCCCUGUGACACAGAAGACUUUGAACUUCCUGGGGAAGGGCAACAGAAUCAACCAAGAAGUGUUGAUUUGGAAGCUACAAUGAAAGAAGACGGGCUGCAGCAGAACGUGGACCUUCCAGGCACAGACGAAAAUAUUCUACCUUCAGGACGCUUUGGCCGCUCACACUCAGAAACACUUAUGGAAGUAGAUACAGUCCAAGAGUCCCCAGGUGCUGUGCUUAACUCAGCGGAUGGUCAGAACGCCAGUGUCAAGAACAUCGGCUCAUCCGGUCUCACCUUAGAGAAUCCCCUGAUGGAAGUAGAAACCUCAAAAUGUAACCCUUCAUCUGAAAUUUUGAGUAGUUCGUUUUGCACUCAGGAUUUACAGCUCCCAGACAAUAACGUUGAAAUGUCUGGAACAAAUAAAGAAGAUGGGGAUUGCUCCCCGCCUUUAAGUCUCUGUGGCAGUUGUCAGCCCUCUGUGGAGUCAGCAGAGGAACGGUGCUCCUCUCUGACAGCAGCCUUGAAGGAACUCCAUGAACUCUUGGUCAUUAGUAGUAAACCAGCUUCAGAAAAUGCAUCUGGGGAAGUUCUCUGUCAAUCAGAAAUGGUAACCCACAGCCAAACAGGUAUUCAGGAACUUUCUGAAAGGUGGACCCAAAGUGAGCAUGUUACAGCUACCCAGAAUGAAGAGCAUUUGCAAGUCUCCUUUCAUCAGACCAUAUCUGUGUCCGUGAGGGCAGAAGAGUUAACAGACACUUCAAAUGGUGCUGGAGUAGAUGAUGUAGAAAACAUUAAAGUCAGGGAUCCAGGUGAUGGCCUAGUACCUGAUAAGGAAAGUGUCCCCGAGUCUAGGGAAUCCGAAAACGAGAGCAGUUCUGCCACUCUAGCCUCAGCAAAAACGUCUAAUCAGUUACACUGCACCUUAGGUGUAGAAAUCUCACCCAAACUUGUAGCAGGUGAGGAGGAUGGUGUCAGUCCCGCUUCUGAGCAAACGAAGUCCUUGUCCAGGUUCACGUUGAUUGAAGAUUUGGGUCAGGGCUCACAGAAUCUGGUGACAGACAGGCCUGAGACCCGACAAGAUGCCUGUCCUGAAGCUGUGGGGCCGCCGCUUGAGUUAGGACCGCCUACCAGCCAUCCAUUGUCUAGUCCCUCCGUUCUUCCACCGCUGAUUUUUCCUGCUGCAGACAUUGACCGGAUUCUCCGGGCCGGCUUCACUUUGCAGGAGGCUCUUGGGGCUUUGCAUCGAGUUGGUGGAAAUGCAGACCUUGCACUUCUUGUUUUGCUAGCAAAGAACAUUGUAGUUCCUACAUAACCAUGGAAAAGUGGGCUAGAUCAUACUCUGUUCCCUUAAAAAAAAAAAAAAAAAAAGGCUAUAGACACACAUGCACAAACGCACGCGCGCGCACACACACACACACACACAUCCACACUCACCACAUACACAGUGUAUGUAGAAACCUGCAAGCAGAAUGUUGAGCCAGAUUUUUUUUAAAAGAUUUUUUUCGGCCAAAGUAAAUUAUCUCUUGUCUGAUGAAUUUGUCUAUAUGUUAAAAUUUGGGCCUUUUAAAUGUAUUGGCAGUAUGUGCAUACAAAAGCUUUUUAUUAUCAUCAAGAUGAUGUAUUCUGGAAUAAAAUUGAUGGUUUUGUGUAUAGCA
Messenger RNA from Hyaena hyaena (striped hyena), 2228 nucleotides. It is a transcript of the gene RSC1A1, whose product is annotated as regulator of solute carriers 1. The coding region runs from base 23 to 1885 and encodes 620 amino acids. The record is from RefSeq and is a predicted model, not a curated record. Lineage: Eukaryota; Metazoa; Chordata; Mammalia; Carnivora; Hyaenidae. The transcript has a single exon.